Mycena citricolor is the source of this 336-nucleotide messenger RNA. Lineage: Eukaryota; Fungi; Basidiomycota; Agaricomycetes; Agaricales; Mycenaceae. The record is from the annotation of a GenBank genome assembly.
UCGGAUUCGAACAACGAGGAGUCAUAGUCUGCUGUCCCUUGGAGCACGGAUGCGAUCGAUGAUCUGCGUGACCAUUUCUUCAGUCCCUGAGAACGAUUGGCCACUGGCACCACUGCAAGAAACUCUGAAAGCACUUUCAGCAGCAAAGAGAGCAUCUGUCGUCCUUAAGGAAGCCAAUACCAACUCCGCCGUGGUCCCAGCAAACACAGAGUCGGUCCCCCCUUCAUCAUUCGUCCCCUAUCGCUCAAAGCGACUCAAGCAGGCGACGUUCCAGCCUGAAUCUGACGAAGAGUCGGACGGAUGUGCAGAGCCUAAAUCCAAGAGCGAUCGGCCAUC